Molecule: messenger RNA, 462 nt
Organism: Ascoidea rubescens DSM 1968
Lineage: Eukaryota; Fungi; Ascomycota; Saccharomycetes; Ascoideales; Ascoideaceae
Exons: 2
Coding region: 1-462 (153 amino acids)
Molecular function (GO): nucleic acid binding
Source: RefSeq, a predicted model, not a curated record
AUGUCUGAGGCAAUGGAUAUUGAUGACUACUCGAAGGACGAGCGUGAUCGUUCUCGUUCUCCUGUUCGAAGAGACUCCCAUGAUAAAGGCAGAGAUUUUUAUGACAAGGGAAGGGAUUCCUAUGAAAGAAGGGACAGAAGCAGGGGUGACUACCGAAGAGACAGAGGUUAUGGUAGAGACAAUCGUUCUUAUGGUGGAAGAGACAGGUACAGUGGAAGAGACAAAGGUUAUGGAAGAGAAAGAUAUUCUAGAGACAGACCUUAUGACAGAGACAGAAGACCUGCACCAUCCUACUCCAAAUUCGGUUUAUUUGCUGAUAAGACCAACAGAAACUAUUCCAAAAGUAUUUUCAUUGGUAAUUUACCAUUUGACUGCGAGUGGUCUCAACUAGAAACUCAUUUCAAAGAAGGAAAUAAUUAUAAAGUUGAAAAAACCCAACUAAAACACAUUCAAUCAGAUUGA